Messenger RNA from Cryptomeria japonica (Japanese cedar), 1110 nucleotides. RefSeq names its product G-type lectin S-receptor-like serine/threonine-protein kinase SD2-5. The transcript has a single exon. Lineage: Eukaryota; Viridiplantae; Streptophyta; Pinopsida; Cupressales; Cupressaceae. The record is from RefSeq and is a predicted model, not a curated record. Gene Ontology annotation, biological process: protein phosphorylation. Bases 1 to 1110 code for a protein of 369 amino acids. Gene Ontology annotation, molecular function: protein kinase activity; ATP binding.
AUGAAAAGAGGCACCGCCAUAGCCAGAGUGACCAGCGGCGGCGAUUACCCCAUAAGCGAAGAUUUCCUCAAGAAAGUAAGCGGCGUUCCGAAUGUUUUCCGCUACGCAGAUCUGCAAAUCGCGACGAACGAUUUCACGGCGGAGAUCGGUCGUGGGGGAUUCGGAUCCGUUUUCAAGGGAACACUUGCCGACGGGAAAAAAGUCGCCGUGAAACGCCUGCACAAAGCCGACGAAGGCGUGGAGGAAUUCGUCGCAGAAGUGACGGCGCUGGCUUCGCUCAAUCAUUCGAAUCUCGUGCGCUUGCAUGGCCUCUGCGUCGAAGAUUCACGUUACUUGCUCGUCUAUGAAUUCAUGGAAAAUGGGUCUCUUUACGACUGGCUUUUCCAGAGCAAAACCAGCACAAUCGACUGGAAAACCAGGUAUGAAGUCGCACUACAGACCGCACGAGCUCUGGCUUAUUUGCAUGAGGAGUCGACGUCCAGCAUUUUGCAUUUGGAUGUGAAGCCGCAGAACAUUCUUCUGGAUGAGAAUUUCAGAGCCAAAGUUUCAGAUUUUGGAAUGGCGAAAUUGUUGGAUGAGGGUGAGAGCCGCCUUAUGACAGUUCAUGUUAAGGGCACACCUGGUUAUAUUGCACCAGAAUGGUUUUUGCAGUAUGGAAUUAGUGCUAAAACUGACGUUUAUAGCUAUGGAAUGGUGCUUCUGGAAAUGGUGAGUGGGCGCAGAGUUGUGGACAGAUCUGCAGAUGAGGAGAACUGGUAUUUGCCCACCAUUGCGCUGGUGAAGGCCAGAGAAGGGAAUUUGGAGGAGAUUUUUGACAGUCGGCUUAAGGUUUCAGAUGAAGAAGCUGUGGAGAUGGAGAGAAUUGUAAAGUUGGCACUCUGGUGUAUUCAGAGCAGUUGUGGGCUGAGACCCACCAUGUCUACUGUUGUGGGGAUUCUGGAGGGGAGUUUGGAGAUGUUGGAGCCCCCUCUUGAUCAGAGCUUGGCCUUUGGGCCAUUCGUCGGUGGCCAUGUUAAUAACAGUUCCAAGAUCAGUGAACAGGGGAUUUUUCAGAUGGUGACUAAAUCUUCACACCAACAUCUUGUUUUGAUUGCAGAGGGGAGAGAUUAA